This is a messenger RNA of Helianthus annuus (common sunflower), 1332 nucleotides long. Its product is annotated as hydroxyproline O-galactosyltransferase HPGT3. The record is from RefSeq and is a predicted model, not a curated record. Gene Ontology annotation, cellular component: Golgi membrane. Lineage: Eukaryota; Viridiplantae; Streptophyta; Magnoliopsida; Asterales; Asteraceae. The transcript is spliced from 12 exons. Bases 107 to 1171 code for a protein of 354 amino acids. Gene Ontology annotation, molecular function: hexosyltransferase activity.
UAUAAAAGCUCCAUUUCGAAAUUCAGCCCGUAACAAAUCUCCAUUCUUCUCGUUCAUCAUCAUCAUCAUCGAUAUCGAUCGUGUGUGUUGUAUUUAAGAUAGAAUCAUGGACAUCGGCCCUCUGUUCUACAAAGAGGGCUUGCCAACAACGUUACAUAAACAACGUUGGAGAUCAUCAUCGUUAUCGUCAAAAACUUCUUCUAUACCUUCGAUUGUCUUAGCUUUUUUCUCUUGUCUCGCAUGGCUUUACAUUGCUGGCAGGUUGUGGCAAGAUGCUGAGAACAGAACAUUAUUGUUUAAUCUGGUUAUGAAGACUCCUGCCCAAAGACCAAAGGCUCUUACUGUUGAAGACAAGCUAAUGGUCCUAGGAUGCAAGGAUUUAGAAAGAAGAAUUGUGGAAACUGAGAUGGAAAUAACACUAGCAAAAAGUCAAGGUUUUCUCAGGAACCAGUUGACCGAGAGUGGUUCAUCGUCUAGCAAAAAGCUUCUUGCUGUAAUUGGCAUCUAUACUGGAUUUGGGAGUCGAUCAAAACGAAACGCUUUCAGAGGAUCCUGGAUGACUGGUGUUGAUUCCAUAAAGACGCUUGAAGAAAGAGGAAUAGUCAUACGUUUUGUCAUUGGCCGAAGUCCGAAUCGCGGUGAUAGCUUGGACCGUAAGAUCGAUGAGGAAAACGACAUGAAAAACGAUUUCUUGAUUCUUGAUGAUCAUGAAGAGGCCGACGAAGAAUCAUCUAAGAAAGCGAAGUUCUUCUUCAGUUCAGCCGUUCAAAAUUGGGAUGCCGAGUUUUACGUCAAAGUCGACAAAGAUAUUCAACUUGAUCUCGAGGAGUUGAUCGAGUUUCUCGAUAGCCUUCGUGGUCAAGAUAGUCUUUAUGUUGGAUGCAUGAAAUCAGGAGAAGUUGUUUCGGAAGUGGGAAAGCGGUGGUAUGAACCCGAGUGGUGGAAGUUCGGUGAUGAGAAAUCGUACUUUCGGCAUGCAGCCGGUUCACUUUAUAUCUUAACGCGAAAUUUUGCUCAGUACAUUAACAUUAACAGUGCAUCUUUGAAGACGUAUGCUCAUGAAGAUAUAUCUGUCGGGUCAUGGAUGAUGGGCAUACGGGCAAAUUAUAUAGAUGACAGUCGUUUGUGCUGCAGCAGUUCAACACAGGAUAAAGUGUGCUCUUUGGCUUGAUAAGUGGAGAUCAUGAUCCAAUAUUGUUUUAAGGUUUGACAGAUUUCACUUGUCAAAAAUUUUGCAGAUUUUUAAAUGUUUUUUUUUUUUUAAAUAUAGAUGUCAAGACAUUUUUAGAAACCCUUUCGGGUUUUAAAACAUAGCGGAUUUUUUUUUCAUUA